AUGGGGAACUGCUGCCGACGCAGAAAAGUCAACUCGGAUGAUGAGUGGACCGUCUACCUGAACUCGCAGCAGACUCAGGAGAGCUGCAGCAAUGAAGUGGUGACUUCCAAGUACACUUUGUGGAACUUCGUGCCCAAAAAUUUGUGGGAGCAAUUUCAGAAAACUUCAAAUGUUUAUUUCAUUGUCAUUUGCGCGCUGCAGUGCAUUCCAGCCAUAUCAACUACCAACGGGACUCCAACUUUGGCGCUUCCGCUGGCCAUUGUAGUUACAGUCAACGCAUGCAAAGAUGCUUACGAAGACAUUCAAAGACACCAGUCCGACAGACUCGAAAACCACCAGGUGACGUAUUCGUUGCCGCGUAGCGCAGCGGACUCCGCGGAGUUUGCGUUGCGGGAGGCGCGGCAGCAGCAGCAGCAGCAGCAGCAGCAGCAGCAGCAGCAGCAGCAGCAGCAGCAGCAGCAGCAGCAGCUGCUGAAGCUGGGUCUAAUUGCCCGCAAAUGGCGAGAUGUUAAGCUGGGAGAUCUGCUAGUUUGCUUCAAGAAUGAAGCUUUUGCUGCGGAUCUGCUGCUGCUGGGAUCGGCCGAUCCCAGGGGCCUCGCCUUCAUAGAAACCAGCAGCUUAGAUGGCGAGACCAACUUAAAGCUGAAGCAAACCCUCCCUUCUCUCAAACCCUUAUUUCCUGCUGCACUUCCUCAAACCCUAGCAGCAGCAAAACUCCUCGACGGGAGGCUUUCCACCAAACCCCCUAACAGGGACAUCACUGCUUUCGAGG
Eimeria necatrix is the source of this 772-nucleotide messenger RNA. Its product is annotated as Phospholipid-translocating P-type ATPase, flippase family protein, expressed, related. Lineage: Eukaryota; Apicomplexa; Conoidasida; Eucoccidiorida; Eimeriidae. Gene Ontology annotation, biological process: phospholipid translocation. Gene Ontology annotation, cellular component: plasma membrane. The annotation marks the transcript as partial. Gene Ontology annotation, molecular function: ATPase-coupled intramembrane lipid carrier activity. The record is from RefSeq and is a predicted model, not a curated record. The transcript has 5 exons.